AUGCAGUCAAAAACAUUACAAGUUUCUUCCGCAUUGGUACCAAAGUUUAAAUUAAUUUGUGAUUAUCCCGAAAACAGAAACAUCAUAAAACAACAUGUUACUGAUCGUGUGCAUUUUCAUUUUGAUCAAAACAAAAAUCUUUCUUCUCUAAGUUCUUCAAAUCUUGAAACAAACAAUGAAGAUGAUUUUUCAGUUUUUUCAAUGAUCAAAUCUCAGUAGUUAAUUUUGAUUUCCAAACUUUAAUUACUAAUUAUUUAUCAAACACUAACAUUAAGGUACCACUUGAUUUAACACUUGAAUUAAAAAAAAGCUUAUAUAGAAUUUAACACAGCUAUACCGUCAUCUGCACCUGUAGAGAGAUUGUUUAGUGCUGGUGGUCAAUCAUUUGACAAAAGGAGAGGAUCCAUUUCUGAUCAAAAUUUUGAAAUGUCUCUUUUGUUAAAAUAUAAUAAAUAUUUUCAAUAAAAAUAAAAAUUAUGUUUUGUCUUUGGAAUUAAUUAAUAUUGAGUAUAUAAUAUAUAUAUAUUUAUAUGUUUAUAGAUAAUAUCUAUUUACACAGAUAUGCUAUAUAGCCACAUAAAUGAGGUUAUCGAUUAUCUUAUUUGUAUGUUCCCUAAAUGAUGUGUAGUGACUUUCAACAAUGAUUGCUAUAGUCAUGACUCGUGACUAUUUUAUUAUUUAUAAUGUUUAGCAACAGUGGAAGUACAAAAUUGGUAAACUUUAAAUAAUUGUAUAAUAAUUCAAAAGUUUUGAAAAGAUAACUUCUAUGUAUAUAAUUGACUAUUUUCAAUGUAUAGUUAUUUUUAUAUCAUAUAACAGGUAUUUAAAUUUUUUGUACGAAAAGGUUUAAAGCUUAUACAAAAUAUGUAAUUUUUUAAGAUAUUUAUUAAAGGUUUAAUAUUUGUUAUUUUAUUUUUAUCUAAAAAUAUAAUAUAAAAUAAUUAUGAUUUUACUGAUAAUUGUCAAUGUAGGGCUGAGCCUAGUCUUUUAAACUACACGGUGGCUGCACUUUGUGUACCCAGUAUAGAAAAUAUUUGGGUGGUUGGUAGUACCAACUUGGUACUGCCUGUUUGAUUUUUAAAAUUAGUGUUAAUCAAUUAAAAAUAUUGGUAUCUUAGCAAUUAGGAGAAAACUGUUAAUGGUGUUUUUUUUUUUAAAUUUUUGGAUGUAAACCACUUGGGUAAAUUGAUUUGAGUAUGAAUUCAGAAGUAGUAUUUAUUUUAGAAAAGUAAGUUUUUGGAUAGCCAGUUAAUACUUUUAUGUAUCAUUUUAAAUUUCCCCAGUAAUUUUCUUAAGCAUAAAAAAAACUAAUAUUAUGUGUGCAAUUUUUUAUUUUUGUAAAUUAGAAAAUUUUAACUUAAGUUAAACUAAAGUUACUUUUUUUUAAAGUUAACUUUUAACUUAAUGAGUUAAUUAAAAAAAUUUGAGUAACUUUUAGUUUAACUUAACUUUAUUAUUUUAAAACAACUUAACGAGUUAAAAGAAAUCCUUAAAUUUGCCCAGCCUUGCAGGUUAAUAUGUAUGCUGCCAAACCCAUAAUUGGAAUGUGUCAUUUAAACAUUAACUGUUUACUUAAAUAAUGUACCUGUAUAUAGAUAUAGAAAAGGUACAGUAUGUAUUUAAACUAAAAUAAUAAAUAUACUGAGUGUAUUGUACACACUAUUUCAACAUCUACCAGAAAGCUUACUCUGAUGUAUACGAUAUAGACCUUUUUUUGAUAAGAAAUUUUCUUGGGGUGGUACUUUAAGGAAGUCAUUUUUUGAUUUUCUCGGGAGUUUUCUCAUCAAUUGUGAAAAACCGAAAAAAUCUGAGGAAAAUGGAAAUAUGUACGAAAUAUAUUAGUAAAAUAUUAUGAUUUUAUUUCUGUGAAUAACUUUUCUACCAGCAAUUUUGCCCCGAUUUAAAAUAAUCAAGAAACAGUAACUGUAGGAAAACAAAUUAAUGUAUUUAAAGAAUAAAUUAUAUUGGAAAAAAAUUGGAAUUGGAUUUUAAACAUUUAAUUAUUGAAUAGUUUUGAUUGGAUUUAUAAUAUAUUUUGUAUACAUGAAUAAAUUGUAGUCGAAAAUAAGAUAGAAUUAUAAAAAGUAAGUAUGAAUGAUAAAGUAUAUGGUAUACAGUACAGUAUUUGAACGAUGUUCUGUUUAUGAGUUUCUGCACUUUCUCCUCGCUCGAUACCAGUUUAACGUCCAUCUUUUGUUGCAUCGUCUUGAAUAGAAAAUCAUAAUAAUAUAAUAACAGUUAAAGUUUUAAUAAUAAAUAAUAAAUUACCAAAUACUGCAUUUUCAUUAAUUUGUAGAAAUUUUCCUCAAAUCUGCAUUCAAGUUUCUGUACCAGGUGAUUCAUUUAAGUGGGUACACUCAUUAUCUCUGAAAGUAUUUAUUUUCCGGAAUUUGUUUUCUAGAUUAUUUAAGAAACAAGCUGCUCUAGUUUUAUAUUUGUGUUAUUUUUUGUCACCAUUAUUAUUGGGGGUAAAAUCACUAUCUACUCUUGAUUUUCAAAUGGCAACCUUUAUUAAAAAGUCCACAAAUAGUUGGAGUAUUAGUUAAAAUCAAUUUUAGUGUUGAAAUUUUUGAUUCUGUUGAUCCGUUGACGAGAUAUUCCACUUUUAAGUUUUGGUUGGAGGAGAGUAAGUAAAGUCAUUUGUAUGGCGGUACGACGCGCGACGUGUUAUUAAUGCAUCACCACUCUCCUCCAACCAAAAAUUAAAAGUGAAAUAUCUCGUCAACAGCUCGACAGAAAUAAAAAAUUCCAACACUAAAAUUUAUUUUAACUAAUACUCCAUCUAUUUAUGGAAUUUUUAAUACAGGUUGUCAAUUGAAAAUCAAAAGUAGGUAGUGGUUUUACCCCCGAAAAUAAGCGUUAAAAAAUGGCAAGCCAUGGUGACUGUUUGAACUGCAAAACUGUAUGCACCUAUAACAGAAAAAUAUAUUAAUAAAUAAAUCGAAUAAAAAUAAAAAUAUGCACCUUUUUUACAAUCAGUCCGUUAGCCAUAGCCUGUUUCAAAUUCCUAUAGUGAAUUACAUAAUUUGUUAACGUCUCCUCUAACGUCUUUACUUUCAAGCCAGGUAGUACUCCGUUUUUUAUCGGCAGAAAUAGCAAGUCAUUAUGUUCCUCGUUUAGAUGUCCAGGGUGCAUGACUAUUAUUUGAUAUCGAUUUCGUACACUUUCCCUAUUGCCGAAGUGUCGUCCAAAUCCUCCAAACCGAUAAAUGUGGGCUUUACCCACUUGAAGCAUCUGUGAGGCAUGUAUCGGGAUAUGACCCACCCCGUAGAUUAUCACCUAUAAAAGAAAACAGAUUUAUUAGUAUUUAUAAAUUAUUUGUAAAUAUUCUAUGUAUAUAUAUUCUAAGUAUACAUUAUAUACUUACAGUCCAGAUAUUAUCCAAGAAUCGCCAUUUGUUUUGUCGUAGUUGUGAACCGUAUGCCUUCGCGUAUCACAUAUUCGUCUGUAUCAGUUCACCGCGUAUACCUAUAAUAAACAAUCAGUAUAAUAGUAAUUUAAAAUAAUUAAAAAUUAUGCUUUCUAUUGAUUUAUUGUAAGCAGACCAACUCUUCCACAUUAGCACAUUUUACCAUUGGCUUUUUAGAUUUGGAGUUAUCUUCGGUUCUAUGUCCUUCGCUACAUAUUACGCAUACAGCUGAUUUAUGACAAUAAUUUUGUGUGUGACCGAGAGCUUGGCAGUUUUUCAACUGCGGCAUUUCUUUUUCUAUUAUGUGGUGGUUCUCUUUUUAUUAUUUGAUGGCAUAGUAGUUUUAUGUUGUAUAUGUCUUUAUUAUUCUCUCGUGGUUUUAAAUCUACAAAGAAUAACGGUAACCUUAUGUAUGUCCAUUCGUUGUUUUUGUUUUUAAGAUCAAAUAUUUUCUUGAUCUGUAUAUUAGUUAUUUUAAUUAUUUUGUGUCCUUGGUCGUAGAGUUCAUAAGUAAUUAUUCCCAUAUUUGUGUCAUGAUUUAUAACUCGUAAUACUAAAUGGUUUUCGCUUUUUAAUUGUUAUCGAUUGUAUUCAAAAUUAUUUUCUUCUAAUAUUUUUAUUAUACUUCUGAAUUGACUUUCGUUUGUUGUUAGGAUUCUUGUCGGUUUUUGAAUUUUUUUUCGUUUCCUACCGGUUUUUCACAUGUUUAUAACUGUUGUAGUUUAUUAAAAUGUUUAACAUCUUUGAUAGUUAUUGGUUGGGGCUUCUAUAUUUGUUGAGUAUUAUCAUUAGUCGGGUUUUCGUUAUUUAUUUGUAUAGCUUUUGAAGUUACGUUAAUAUCUAUUGUAACUGAUAUGUUAGAAAUAAGGAUCUUUUUUCAUUUGUUUUUAUAAUUAAUUGUGAUGUUUUAGUCGAGAGUUCCAAUUCAUUAUUUUUUAUUUGUAGUAAAUUUUUACUUGUCUGUAGUUCUGGCAAUGUUGAUGGCGCGAACAAUAACCUUAUUAGUGAUUCCCGCCCAGAAUACUAUAACGGGGACCCUAUAAUUUUUGAUCAAAUAUAGGUUUAAUAAAACGGAUUCCAAAUGUCUAAACGCGAGAUAGCGAUCGAACUACAUAAACCGGCUAGAAAAGAUUUCAAUAGACGAAUAGUUAAUGUAUAUGGGAAAAAUGAUUUAUGGCAGGCCGACUUGAUCCAGAUGAUACCGUAUUCAAAGAAAAAUAAAGGAUAUGAAUAUAUACUAUGUGUCAUAGACUGUUUCACGAAAUAUGCAUGGGCUUUACCUCUAAAAUCGAAAACGGCGAAAGAAGUGACUAAUGCAAUGUCUACAAUAUUAAUUAAAAGAUCACCACAGUUAUUACAACUCGAUAACGGAAAAGAGUUUUAUAAUUCAACAUUUGAUACGGUAAUGAAAAAGGAUAAUGUAAAAAAAUAUUCAACAUAUAGUACUACUAAAGCAUGCAUCGUCGAGCGGUUCAAUUGUACGCUUAAAGAAAAAAUGUUUAGAGAGUUUACUGCAAAAGGAAAUCAUAACUGGCUGUCUAUUUUAUCCAUGUUGAUUAACGAAUAUUAUAAUUCAAAACAUAGAACAAUUGGGAUGACUCCGCUAGAAGCGGAUAAUAAUCCUGGAAUAGUCCGAAUAAAACGUGAUAAUAUACCCGUUAGAAAAAUUAAAUUUAAAGUAGGCGAUAGUGUACGAAUAAGUACACAUAAAGGUGUGUUCACGAAAGGUUAUCUGCCGAAUUGGUCAACAGAGGUAUUCACUAUUGUAAGAAUAAAUAAAAAAACACCUACAACGUAUAUUUUAGAAGACUAUACGAGUAAAUCGAUCGCCGGCUGUUUUUAUGCCGAGGAAAUAAAUAAAACAGAGUUUCCAAAUACCUAUUUGAUCGAAAAAGUGAUCCGUUCAAUUUGAUAUUGAUAAUAGCCACAAUAGUUGGAUAAAUAAGAAUGCCGUCAAGAAAUAACGUUAGUCAUAUUUCAACCAUGAACGUGUUUGAAGCUACUAGAGAAAGUGAAAGAAAUAUAUUAUUUUCAGAGCUUGUUGUCUCAAAUAAAUCGAUUCAAAAUGAACUUACUUCUUGCGCUAGGCAUACUGAUAAGCAUGAAAUCGAUAUUAAAUCACUGAAUGAAAAAUUAGAAAAUCUGAUAAAUUAGGUUUCUUUAAUUACAACCACUGUAGAUGAUACGCAAUAAGUUAUUAGUAAGCUUAUGGGGGUGCUAGGAUCCAUUUCUGAUCUAGAAUAUAGAAUAUCGAACUGUUUACACCAAUCAAAAUACCACCUUCACCACAGUAUGCGGGGGAGUCUACCGAACCGAAAAAAGAAAAAUCGAUUACAAAAGUGACACCUAUCGAUACGCCCAACAAUGAUUUAGAAUAUCAUCGGAUAGAGAAUUAUGGAGAAAAAUAAAGUAGUAUUUGACUACUGCUGACGAAACCAAAUUCAGUUUAACCAGAUCCGUUGUGUAAGAAAGACGUGCCUUACAAUGUAUUCCGCUAUUUUAGAUAUGCAAUGUGUUUUACGAUCGGAUAAUAAAUAUCUGAUAAAAGAAAUGUCUAUAGUCGACACAAAUACGUGGGCAACUAAACAUUGAAUAUUCAAAAAUUCCCGGAGCUCUCAAAACGGAAAAAGUCGUAAGACAAAUAAAUGGCUCGAACGAAAUUUCAAUAAUAUACCCGUAGAAUACGGCGAUGUAGAGUAUGAAGAACUCGAUCGUAUUUUGAACUUGUUGAAAUUCAAUCACAUAUACGUCAAGGGAGAACAGAAACAUAAAAUAAUCAAAGAAUUUAUCCCGCAAGUCGACAUUAAUCGACAUUAUUAAUAUGGAGAUCAUGGAGUGUCCACGAUUAAACCAAUUAUGUCAUGAUGAAAACUUACCUUGCUGUAUUUUUCAUAUAGACUUAAAUCUUAAACAUGAAAACAUGUAA
Messenger RNA from Cinara cedri, 6335 nucleotides. The record is from the annotation of a GenBank genome assembly. Lineage: Eukaryota; Metazoa; Arthropoda; Insecta; Hemiptera; Aphididae.